This is a messenger RNA of Ixodes scapularis (black-legged tick), 414 nucleotides long. RefSeq names its product prismalin-14-like. The transcript has a single exon. The record is from RefSeq and is a predicted model, not a curated record. Bases 1 to 414 code for a protein of 137 amino acids. Lineage: Eukaryota; Metazoa; Arthropoda; Arachnida; Ixodida; Ixodidae.
AUGCAGUCGACGCGGAUACUGGCGCUGGCCCUGGUUGGCCUGGUCCUGGCCGCCGUGGCAGUGCGGGAGGCCUCCGCCCUGCACAAGCUCAAGGCCAAGAAGCUGGCCAAGCUGGCCAUCUUGGCCAAGGCGCUGCACCCCAAGUUCAUCCCCAUCAUCCCGUUCCACAUCACCAAGCACACCAAGGUGCCCGUCCACUACCCGGCCUACUACCCGGUCCACUCGCACUCGGCCUACAAGCACGUCAUCCUGCCCGAGCACGGCGGCGGAGGCCACGGCGGCGGAGGCUACGGCGGCGGGGGCUUCGGCGGAGGAUUCGGCGGGGGCCACGGCAGCGGAGGCUACGUGUCCGGAGGAGCGCACUUCCUGGGCGGCGGAGGGGGCUACGACCUCGGAGGCGGAGGCUGGUGGUAG